Molecule: messenger RNA, 2365 nt
Organism: Musa acuminata subsp. malaccensis (wild Malaysian banana)
Lineage: Eukaryota; Viridiplantae; Streptophyta; Magnoliopsida; Zingiberales; Musaceae
Product: serine/threonine/tyrosine-protein kinase HT1
Biological process (GO): protein phosphorylation; signal transduction
Cellular component (GO): cytoplasm
Molecular function (GO): protein kinase activity; ATP binding
Source: RefSeq, a predicted model, not a curated record
AUAGAGGAAAAGGACCGGCAUAGGAGGCUCCACCUCCACCGCCACUUCCACCUGUUAUUCGCAUUCUCCCGUUUUCGCUUUCUGAUGGCUCGACGAGGUGGCGGCCGAGUGGUCCCUUGUAAGCACCGGUUGAGGUAGGGACAAGGGCGGAUGCAAAUUCUUGGAAGUCGGCCUUCCAACGUUUGAGGGGAUCGUCGCAGUCAUUGCUCUUGAGUCAUUCGACCGAUUGUUUGAUAGAAGAUUUUGAUUCGGAAGAAACUGUCGAGCGUGAAGCGCUUCCUUUGUUGGUUCGAUGGGAUUCCUAAGCUUGGCUGCCGGAAUUUGAUUCGUUAGGUGCGUCAUUUGGUGGGCAGUAAUGGAGGAAGAGGGCUGCUCUUGGGUGAGGAGGGCAAUGUUCUCUCAUACCGUCUGCCACAGGUUAGAUUAUGCUAAUCUGCAUUCAAUCCUGUUGCCCAUCAAAUCCGAAAGCAAUCCGCGAUUGAAGCCGAAAAGGACUGCAGAAGCAUCACAAUUGUCAUCAAUCUCGUUGCCGGUUGAUCGGAAUGCUGGACCUGAAACAGCGAGUUCAAUUUCUCAUUCUGCUAGUUUGUCAUCGUCGCAGUUGUUGCUACGGGAUAGGCGUCGUGGAUCAAAGACAAAUAAGUCGAGUUCGGAAAUUCCUAUUUCUUAUUUGCGCUCUGAACAAGAACCUAAAUCAGGGGCGUCAAAUUCGACUGUAGUUGUAUCUAGUUCUACUCAAAAGGCUAAUAAGCAUCGCAAGCCAAAGACGAUGGGUAGUUUAGAAAUUUCUAGCUUCUCUAUUCAUCCUGAUCAAGAAAGUAAGGUGAGUCCAAAUAAAUUGAGUGGGGGAUCUUCGUCCUUCGCUUCUCAGUCCGAUCAAGAUCCAAGAUUGAAGCACAGGGGCUCGAAUUCUGGCACAAUAUUGGUAUCUAGGCCUUCGAUUAGGUUCCAACUGGAUGAUAAUUUUCAGAAUAAUGGCCCUAUUUCUUUCAAGGAUGGACAGAAAUUUAUACUGAGGCAGAGGUCUGCUUCUCCUCUUCCAACAACCAUCCUUUCAGAUGUCUUUAAGGAAGCCAGGGCUAACGAGAAGAGGUUCGCAACUCCACCACCUAGGAGGAAAGGAUCAGAAAAGAGUGUCUCUAGCAAAAUACUCUCAAAAGAAGGCCGAGAGCAUCAUGUGGCCCCUUAUCCACCACCUCCCGAGACAAGUUCUCUGCAUCAAUUCUCAUUAAUGAAAGCAACUGGUAAGCAUAAGAGUUUGAAGGAGGCUUCAUGGGCACGAUAUUUUGAACAGGGUGGGGGAAAGGUUAUUUCUCUAGGAACUUCUGAUGAUUGGAUGGUUGAUCCUUCCCAGUUGUAUGUUGGUCUUAGGUUUGCUUCGGGAGCUCAUAGCAAGUUAUAUCAUGGCAUUUAUAAAGACCAGCCAGUUGCAGUAAAAAUCAUUAGACAACCUGAUGAUGAUGAAAAUGGGCUGAUGGCUGCUCGUCUUGAGAAGCAGUUCACUAGGGAGGUCACUCUUCUCUCUCAUCUCUAUCACCGGAAUGUGAUAAAGCUAGUAGCGGCAUGGCAAAAACCACCAGUCUUUUGCGUAAUCACUGAAUAUCUUUCAGGGGGGUCCUUGAGAGCAUUUCUACACAAACUCAAACAAAAAUCCCUCCCUCUACAAAAACUUAUUGCAAUCGCACUAGAUGUUGCACGGGGAAUGGAGUAUAUUCACUCGCAAGGGGUUAUUCACCGAGACUUGAAGCCUGAGAACAUUCUCUUUGAUCAAGACUUGUGUGUAAAAAUUGCCGACUUUGGAAUUGCCUGCGAGGAGGCACACUGUGAUACUUUAACAGAAGACCCUGGAACUUUCCGUUGGAUGGCACCUGAGAUGAUCAAACACAAGCCUUAUGGGCGCAAAGUUGAUGUCUACAGUUUUGGGCUAGUCCUGUGGGAGAUGGCCACUGGAAGAAUUCCUUACGAGGAGAUGAUGCCUGUUCAGGCUGCUUUCGCAGUGGUUGAUAAGAACUCGAGGCCUGUUGUGCCUCCUGAAUGCCCGACAGCCUUGCGGACGUUGAUCGAGCAAUGCUGGGCGCUCCAUCCAGACAAGAGACCCGACUUUUGGCAGAUCGUGAAGGUUUUAGAGCAAUUCGAAUCUGCUCUCGCUCAAGAUGGCACGCUCGACACCGUCGCAAACGUGAAUUGCCAAGAUCACAAGAAGCGGCUUCUCCGCUGGAUCCAUAAGCUGAAGCCUACACACGCUGACGGGGGGUCGGCGCCGCCGCCGCCGCUGAAAUUGUCGACCUCGAUGACCAAACUUUUGUAGCGUGUGCUGCUCUCAUGCUAUGCUUCGGAUUGUCACCUGCUCUAAUUGUUUUGUGGG